GAUUUUUCCUAUAUAAUUAGUCAAAACGCUACGAUUUAGGCCUUUCGUUUCUGGUCGCCAACGCCGUGAAGGAUUUUCGACGACCGUUGUUCAACCGACGGAGCCACUGACCGGAGACCUUCGAUAGCCAGAGCUACACUGUCGCAACCCACCUCAGGAAACGAAGUUGAUAAUUGUAGAAAAUGGCACCCGCCUUAAUCAAUGCAAAUCCAGUUGUAUAUGAAAAGAAGGAACGCCCUGUUCGUAGUAGACCUGGUGAUGGCAAUUUUGAUGAAUAUGCAACUGAACUCAUUGACCAACUAGAAAUAUUUGACCAUAUAAGAGACAUUAAAGAUCCUGAACAUCCUUAUUCUCUAGAAGAACUGAAAGUAAUUACAGAAGAUGCCAUUGAGGUAGAUGACAAGCGUAGCUAUGUUCGUGUCACUUUUACACCAACAGUUGAGCAUUGUAGUAUGGCGACUGUGAUUGGCCUUUGUUUACGUGUUAAACUUAUGCGCAGCCUUCCUUCCCGUUUCAAGGUUGACAUCAAGGUGGCUCCUGGGACUCAUGCGACUGAAGAUGCAGUGAACAAGCAAUUGAAUGAUAAGGAACGGGUUGCUGCUGCACUGGAAAAUCCGAAUCUGGUUGAUAUGGUUGAUGAAUGUUUGACUCCAUCUUAUGAAUGAAUUGAAUGCAUCAUCCAUUACAGAAACAAAAGUUCAACCAACCAAGACUUUAGAUAUCUAUAAAUAAUACACAUGUAGAUCUCUAUUUCUUCUAGUGAAAGCUUUUUGUAUCCUUGUAGUCAUAUUUUCACAUAUAAAAUUUAUUUGUGUUUUUUGGUU
Messenger RNA from Lactuca sativa (garden lettuce), 824 nucleotides. It is a transcript of the gene AE7, whose product is annotated as MIP18 family protein (DUF59). The record is from RefSeq and is a predicted model, not a curated record. Lineage: Eukaryota; Viridiplantae; Streptophyta; Magnoliopsida; Asterales; Asteraceae.